GAUGGCGCUCAAAUUGCGGCGUCACUCAGCUGUUUCUUACAUUUAUAUUGAAUCUUCAUUACAGACAAAUAAUAACUUAGAUUUUAUCGCUGAUUAAAAUGCCGGGAGACGCAGAAAACACGAGUACCGACACCACAAAUGACCAAAUCGACCUGUCCAUGUACCGGAAGCUGGUCAAACAGUUUAUUGACAUGCGUCGAUACUCCUCGGCCCUUUUCUGGGCGGAAAAGGUGGCCGUCCUUAGCGGCCAGGAGCCCCGGGAUUUGUACUACCAGGCACAGUGCAUGUACCUGCUCGGCGAGUUCCAUCGCGCCGCUCACACCAUUCAGCACCACAAACUGGAGAAGAACUCUCUUCCCUGCUUUAAUCUCCUCCUGGAAAGCCUCUAUGCAGCGAAGGAGUAUGGUGAAGCGGCAACUGCCAUCCAGAAUGUGGAGGUGGAGGUGAUGACCACGUCGCUCAUCAACCAGCCCAUGGACGCCGGCAGCGGCUGCUAUUUGGAAACCAACAGCGUUUUCGGAGGCGAGGAGAACCAUAGAAACGAGCUUCUGGCCUCCAUUUACCUGAUGAAGGGCAAGGUGUACGAGGCCCUGGAUAAUCGCGGCAUGGCCAUGGACUUUUACGUGCGGGCUCUGCACAAAUCCAUAUACUGUUUCGAAGCUCUGGAGGCCUUGGUGCAGCACGAAAUGUUGAUGGCCUGGGAGGAAUUCGAGUUGAUGCAUCAUUUGCCUCUAGCCCAGCAAUCCAGCGAAACAGACGCCAAGUUUAUUUUAAAACUCUACGAGUCUCGGUUGAAGAAGUACUAUGAGUUGAUAUCCGCCAGGAACGCCGAAGAGAUUUCGCCGAUAGUCAAUCCGGAUGUACUGAAGUUCAUAAAGGAGUUCACUGCCCGAGUGCAGCAAACCUGUUCCUCGGACAUACACAUGCCCAAAGUAAGCGCCCUCAAGGUGCCACUCACGCCCAGCCAGUUUAUGUCUCCUGCCCAGAAAGUGUUGGAUGAUCUUAAGGCGCCAACUUUCUCGCUCCAGACAAGUCUGUCCAGAGCCUCCUCCCUCAUAGACGCUUCGCAACGCUCCAUGUUCGACUCCUCUAGUCGUCGCCGAUCGCGCGAUUUGGAUGCUGACACAUUGAUUCCUCUGGGGGAGUGCCUGAAUCGAGUGCAGCGCAGUACGGACAUGAUGGCAGCCGAGGCGGAAAAGUGUUUUUACGAUUGCGAUUACAAACAGUGCCUUAAAAUAUUAAAUGAGUUACUUAAAGUAGACCCUUUCCACAACAACGCCUUGACAAUCCAGAUAGCUUGCUUGGUGGAGAACGGCGACUUCAACCGACUGUUUUAUGUGGCUCAUAAGCUGGUGGAUCGCUAUCCCGACAAGGCGAUAUCCUGGUAUGCUGUGGGCUGCUACUACGACAUGAUUGGCAAGAGCGACCCAGCCCGGCGCUACUUAAGCAAGGCCACUUCAUUGGAUCGACUCUAUGGUCCUGCCUGGCUAGCUUAUGGCCACAGUUUCGCCAACGAAAAUGAACACGAACAGGCCAUGGCCGCCUAUUUCAAGGCCACCCAGCUGAUGCGUGGAUGUCACCUGCCGCUGCUUUACAUAGGCGUUGAAUGCGGACUCACGAAGAACCUGGAACUGGCGGAGAAGUUCUUCCUCCAGGCCAUGAACAUUGCUCCACUGGAUGUGUAUGUGCUUCAUGAGCUGGGUGUGAUCAAGUACGAGUAUGAGUUCUACGACGGUGCUGCCACAAUAUUUCAGUGCACUGUGGAUAUAGUGAAGCAAAUGGCUAAGACGAACAAUGAGGAGAUUUCGGCGCGAUGGGAGCCGCUUUUCAUAAAUCUGGGCCAUUCCCUGCGCAAAGUUCACAAGUACGAGGAGGCUCUGUACAACUUUCAAUAUGCCCUUCUCCUUAAGCCGCAGAGUCCCACCACCUACACGUCCAUUGGCUUCAUUCACGCCCUGCUAGGCAAUCUUGAUGCAGCUAUUGAAGCUUUCCACAAGAGUCUGGCCCUGAACAGGGACUGCAUUGUGACUUCCACUAUUCUGAAGAGCUGCAUUGAGGAUCUGAUGGACGACACGGCUACCAUAGAUGAGAUUUGCAGCGCCGCUCUCAAGGACGUGGCCAAAACGAUUACGGCCAACAGUAGCCGGGUGCUCAAUUCCGAUAAAUUCAAUGGCAUGAAACUGAAGUUCGAGGAGGAGGAAGAAUACACAAACUCGGACUCCAAUAUGGUGGUGGAAAUGAGCUUCGAUACCUAAAGAAACCAAAGGCCAAGACUCCGAUCAUUAGCCCGGCAAACAUGUUCCAUGCACUUGAACCUAAUUCGUGCCCACGAUGGCAAACACAGAUGUUUAUGCUUCUGAACUGGCUAAUGAGCCGGAGUCUUGGGAUUUCUGGGCUCUGUUUUUUCCCCACCACCCACAAAUACUUAUUUGAAGUCGGCCGCCAAGUGAUUAUAAAGUUUAGUAUUUAAGAAACGCGCAAAAAGCCGCAAUUGAAUCAUAUUUGUGUGAAGCUGCCAAGAGUGGUUCUACCGACCAAGCUCUCCAAAACCAUCAGUCUGUAACAUUAGCAUGUAGUUUGUAUUACUUCGUAAUUAAAUUAGCCUAGAUGUAAACGAGGAAUAAUAUUCCAAAAUUUGUGAGCACGUA
Drosophila ananassae is the source of this 2648-nucleotide messenger RNA. It is a transcript of the gene Cdc16, whose product is annotated as cell division cycle protein 16 homolog. The coding region runs from base 99 to 2255 and encodes 718 amino acids. Gene Ontology annotation, biological process: cell division. Lineage: Eukaryota; Metazoa; Arthropoda; Insecta; Diptera; Drosophilidae. The record is from RefSeq and is a predicted model, not a curated record. Gene Ontology annotation, molecular function: protein binding. The transcript is spliced from 6 exons.